Molecule: messenger RNA, 12329 nt
Organism: Heterotrigona itama
Lineage: Eukaryota; Metazoa; Arthropoda; Insecta; Hymenoptera; Apidae
Source: the annotation of a GenBank genome assembly
AAUCCAUUUGACAAUUUUGACAGUAUGCAAUUCAUUUGAUACUAAAAUUAAUCGAAAUGAGUUUCUGUUUCCAAGAAUCAGAACAUUCGAAUUAUCGUCACGUAAAUGUAUUCAAAAUUUAUCAAUCUUUUAGACAAAGAAGGCCAUUGUCCAUUAAGAAACAGCAUUUCAAAAUGCAGUCCCAGAUGCGUUUCGGAUUUCCAAUGCUCUUUCAACGAGAAAUGCUGCCCGAAUAAAUGCGGAAGUGAUUCGUGUGCUCCAGCAAGCGCUGUCAGCACCGGUAAUGGAUACAAAGGAUCAUCGAAUGGCAACGUUUAUUGUGCUGGAAUCAAAUGCGGCCCGUAUGAGAAAUGUCAACUCGAUCGUAGAACGAAGCGCGAAAAAUGUACUCGCACGUAGCCAAAUGUUUACGAAAUAAACGAACACAUUUAUUAGUCUUGAUUAUUCUGCUUUGCUUCUUCAUCCUUUCGCGGACAUAAUUCGAAUUUUUGCAAGAAUUUGAACGAAUGAAAGAUUUGAUAAAACUCAUUUCGAAAAAAGGAAAUUCAAAUUUGAAUUGCGAAAAGGUCGAAGUACGAUUAAUUGAUGGCAACCUGUUGAAAGCGAAUCGACUAUCGACGCCAUAGAUUUCAAUCGAUUUUUCUCGAUAACCUCUUUAUUGUUUUAUGAGAGACUAAUGCCGGACAAACAAGUUCAUUUUUCAACAGCAUUUGAAAAGCAUGUAUAAAGUGACUCGACACUGAAAUAUCACUUGAUUCGAAAUAUUUCUCAACAAAAUGGCAUUUGAUCAAUCUUAAUUCUUUGUAAUAAAGGCACAUACGUUUUUUUUUUAUCACUGUGAAAGAGGUUAGAUCUAUGCCGACAUUGCGAUGGCAGUAGAAUUUUUAGUAAAUCGACUGAAAGCUCUCAUGGUAGUUCUUCUGGGAAUAUUUAGACGAGCAAUGUGCUGUCUCCGACGUCGAAGAAGGUCGUCCUGUGAUUCAAUCCCUUUGUCCGCGGUUGGCGUAGUACCAAACACCGUAAACAACACAGCACAACCAGAAUUAGAGCACUGGGAUCAAUGGGAGGAAAAUCCUGUCGUGGUCGUGCCAGAUAGGCCAGUUAACACGAUACAAUCGAAGAUUGAACAAUACAGGCAGCAAGUAUCAAAACCACCAGAAUCCACAGAAGAGCAGCAACCAAAUUUUUUCGAGAAUAUGACACCAAAGAUUACUACGCAGACAAAGAUUUUAGUGAAGGACAAAGAUUCAGAAAAUGUAUCCUGGAACGCAUCAAAGUUUGCCGUAGUCAAUAAUCCAGUACCAUCUAAUGAACUAGGAGACUGGGAAGACAAUGCUGUUGGUUGGGAGGAAGAAACAACAAAGGAAUUUGGAGAUCCCACAAAGACAUUAAGAGAACAGAAGCGAAGAGAAAGAGAACAACGGCUGUUUGAGCAGCAACAGAAGAGAAUUGAACGCAAUUCAAGACCUCAGCCAUUAGGAGCAAAAUUAAACUCUUGAUGAGGAAGAACAUAGUCACAAAGAUUUAUAUCAAAAAUAAUUUUUCAUUCAGUGAUAUAUUCGUGCAAUGUGAUCUUUUUGCAACUACAUGAAAUAUUAAUUAAAACUAAGAAGAGUCAAAAGUUAUUAGUUAUAUGAUGAGUUAUACAUAUUAAAAUAUAAAAUUGGUCAAAUCUUAUAUUCCAUGUAAGAAAACAUAUCACGAUAAUAUUUUGUUUAAAUCGUUCAAAUUUAAAUUUUAACAUAUUUACUAAUUAAUUGUUAUACUGCAUGUAAUGCAUUUAAUUUUUUGUUGUGAGUUCCUCAAGUUAUUGCAUGGUAUUUAAUACUAUCAAACUUAUUAACAGAAAUCAAAAGAACUGACUUAUUUACAUAACGUACAGAAACUACGAAUAUACUUUCACAGUGUAAAAGAAUGGUAAUUACUUUUAUUGUUUAAAUAUAUUGUUUUAGUUUUAGAAUGUUUAUAACGUUUAGGCACAUUCCAUGUAAAUAAUCUUGUAACACCAUGUAGAAGCUGAUUUUUUACAAUGAAAUCGGACUAUUUUUCAGAGGCUGACUGUAACAAAAUUUAAUAACUAAUCUCUUCGCAAGUAUUAAUUCAUCUGUAUGAUUAUUCUCUUAAUCAUACCGAUCUAGAAUCGAAAUUGAAUUUGUAGCAGUAUGAAAUAAAUCACAUUACUAACCAUAGUAUUAUUAAAAAAAAAAAAAAUUUACGGAAAACCUUGAACGAACACAAACAUUUUGUGAUGUAUUGUAAGUAUGAGUAACGAGCGUUUGAUAUUUACAUUGCUUUUAAGAUGCUAUUUAUACGAAAUUGUAAUAGGAAGCAAUUAUUAUGAGGGACAAAGGAAACAAUAAAUGAAUAUAUUUCAUUGGCAUACGUAAACUAUUAAAACGACGUAAAAUAUUGGCACGUCAAUCGUGCUUCACGUGUCGAUAACAUAUAUGUGAUCAAACAAACUUUCCCCUAUGUACAAUUGAAGAUAAGGUUGGACUUGAAAAAGAUAAGGACGCGAAAACCGCAGGAUAAAAUAUCAUUUCUUUGUAAGUACGCGUUUUACACACUCCUAUAUUUGUUGGACUGUCGUUAGAUAUAUUUGUAAAUCAUAUUUUUCACGCCACGUUGGACAUAAUAGUUAUAAUUCAUUAAAGUGAAUUAGUAAGUAUAAAACCAUAUUUGUACUAAACGAACUUACAAUACGUAGUUUCUCCAUGCGAAGUGAACUUUGAUGAAAAAACACAUCACAAAAGUUGCACGACUAUUUAUACUCCUGUGAAAAAUUAAAUUGGCAGUAACAAGUGAAAAUUCAAAUUACCAAUUUACCGCGGCAUUGAUUGAAAACCAGCGAACGCGGUCUCUUCAAAUUACAGUAAUAUAUUUGCCUUGUUAACUGACUGCGGGUCAAAAUUAAAUCUGACCGAUUAAAAAAAGAAGGUAUAUGCCAAAAAUUCUAUCUAGAUUAAUGAAGAAACAAUUAAAUAAUCAUACGUGAGGCUUUGAGAGUCAAAGAAACUCGGGAGUUCCACUUCGUAAAGACAAUGUCGAGGAAACGUGGGGAUAGCGACGGCCAGUUUGUAAGACAGAAUUCCAACCAAUUAGCCGAACUAGUGUUAUAUCACGAACGUUUCACGUCACGCGGGCUACAAUCUUGUUUGUUACGUGCCCAGAGACGUACACAAAUGAAAAGAAAAAAAACGCAAUAAGUAGCAUCGAUGCACGCGGUGACGUGCGCUUGAAACCUGUGUGUUUCGCCUUAUAUGGUCCAGUAUGACCAACUUCAGGUAGUCCGUAUCUCGUACGAAAUGAUGGCAAAGCUCGUUUGACGAAAGCGUAUUAUCACGGAAAUUGCGGCGGUGAUCCGUUCCCAGGAUUAUCGAGUGACCCCGCGACUUCUAUCGUUUCCCGUGAUUUCUCCUCCGAUAUUAUCCCUUGACGAUCGCGUUUGUGAUCGAUGCUUUUUCACCUUCACCCUUAACGACAUAUGCAAAUUCGAAAUGUCAACAUCAGAAGACCAAGGGACAUUUCUUUAUCUAAACACAAUGUAUUGUGUGAUAAGAGUGAUGAUUGCUUCGUAUGAAUCAUUUGUGAUACUGAUCAGUGCUGGAAUAAUGUAAAAAGGAUCAAGUAUAUAUGAUACAUAGUCAUCUAUUUUUAUUGUAAAAUUACAAUAAGACACCAUAACAAUGGGUUCUAUAGCCUUGGAAGAAUUUGAACUUAUGAAAGACUCUAAAUAUAGAGUCUAUGUGUCUGCUGUUGACAAAGCUCUAAAGAGCUUUGAAUAUACCAGCGAAUGGGCAGACUUAAUCUCUGCACUUGGAAAAUUAAACAAGGUGUUAUUAAGUCAUAUGAAGUUCCCGGUUAUCCCUAGAAGAAUUAAGAUAUCUAAAAGAUUAGCACAAUGUAUGCAUCCUGCUUUGCCAUCCGGUGUUCAUUUAAAAGCUUUAGAAACUUAUGACAUUAUUUUCAAGUGUAUGGGCACUAAUAGACUGAGUCAUGAACUGUUUAUAUAUAGUGCUGGUCUAUUUCCAUUAUUGGGUCAUGCUGCUAUGAAUGUAAGACCAUCUUUAUUGACAGUAUAUGAAACUCAUUUUGUACCUCUUGGAGAGAGAUUAAGGCCUGGAUUGAGUGGAUUUUUAAGUGGCGUUUUACUUGGUUUAGAGGAUGGGUCUGAUCACUUUGAUAGAACUAAUUCCUUAUUGGAGAAAGUAUGUGAGGGAGUAGGUCCAGAACACUUUUAUGCAUGUUUAUGGGAUUGUUUAGCUUCAAAUUCUGGAAUACGAUUACCUGCUAUAUCUUUUGUAUUAGCACAUUUCAACAAGAAACUGCCAAUGGAAGAACAAAAAUACAUCAUGGGGACAGACACUAAUAUUAUGGUUACUGCUCUCUGUGCUGGAGUACAAGACAGUUCUGUGUUAGUACAAAGAAGUGCUUUGGAUUUGCUGUUAGUUGGUUUUCCUGUACAUAAUAGUCAAUUAACAUAUGAGCACAUGGUAUCACUAGUCACAGCUGCUCUUAUUACCAUAUUGAGAAGAGACAUGAGUUUGAAUAGGCGAUUAUUUGCUUGGCUUUUGGGAACUGAAGUAAGCACAUCUAUUUUAAAAAGAAAAACGAAUACUAAAGUUUCAGAAAGCACGGAAAAUACACCUACUUAUUUUGAUAUGUACUCGAAGGAAAUGUUAAUUGAAGCAAUAAAGUCAUUAUUAAAAACUGUUUGUGAGGAAAGUCCACAAGAUUUAAAGCCAUACAGAAUAUUGGUUUCUUUGCUAGAAAAGGCAGAUAUUGGUCCAGUAAUUUUGGAUGAUAUUUUAUUUGAAGUUUUUAGAACUUUUUAUAAUGCCUGCGGUCAAUCAAACAGAGUACCAAAAACAAAUGAAGUAGUAAAAUCAGCAAAUUUAUUAUUUUCAACAUUGGAACCAUCUUAUGUAUGGAUACAUUGUGGAUAUUUGUUUGGAACGGCUUGUCAAGCUAGAGCAAAAAAUAAACAAGGAAUAGAAGACAUAAUCGUGAGACCUGUAGGUAGUGGAACGCCGAAUUUCAUGGAAGUAUGUAUAUUGACUGAAUUCCUGCUCGAGACGGUGUCGUUGGAUGCAUUUAUAGACACUCCUUCCGAGCAUCUACCCGGUUUGUUCUACGAGAUCAUUAGUAAACUUUUAUACCAUAUCGAUCUUUUAUCUCCUAUGGAGAUUUCGAGAAGUCUUCGAUUAUGCGCAAAGAUACUAACAAAAGUACAGCCGACAGUAGUUUCGAAUCACACGGAGAAAAACGAAUUAGAAAUGAAAUUGGAUAUAACUACCAGUACUAUUACAACGCUCAAUGAUAAUUCCUUAACCGCGAUUCCUUUGGAGAAGAGUCAAUCCGAUAGUAAAUUGAAUAAACCAGACACAACUACCAGUUCAUUUUCCGAGAAAAGCCCUAGUCCUAGAAGAAGAGCAAACUCGGGAGGUGCUACGAAACGAUCUGACAAAAAGUCCAAAAAAAAAUCUAGUAAAAGUACCUCAAAACUAAGCGAGUCUCUACCGGAACCAAGUACCAAUAUUUCAGUAAUGGCGAAUACAGAAUCCAAAGGUUUGCCAAGAAAUAAAAGCAUGGACAAUAUAAAAACCGAAUACAUUGAAAGUAUCAUUAAUUCUCCAUCGAAGGAUCAAUUGUCUACGUUGAAACAGUCAAGUAAAAGUAGUCCUAUGGGCUCCACAGGAUCCUUAGGUAGGGGACCGUCUCCUGCGUUUCAAGCUCAACAUUCGAUGUUAGAAAAAUGUUUAAGACAGUACGAGACUUUUUAUGUUAAAUUAGUUAGUAAUAGAGUAUUGAGUAAAGACAAAACAGUUCAAAAUAUGUUCGGUAAUUUGAUGAUACCAUGUCCAAGGGAGAGUUUCGAUGAGAGAAUGCGAUAUUUAGAACUUUUAUUGAACUUCAGAUUGAAUAUGGAGGAUUCUGGUUUCUUCAGCCAAGACAGUUCCGUGACAGAAGAUACCAAACAGUUAGACAUUCUUCAUCUCUAUAUCGAUUCCGUUUCACAAGCAGAAUGGGAUGAAGCUAUGAAAAUUGCCUCCAGCUUGUUUGUCGAAUUGUCUACAUUUCCGAAGUAUUUUCUCCCUGGUGAUGGAUUACUUGUUGAAGAAGAACCAAAGGGAAAUAUUAUUCUUCCAGAUUGGUUGAAAGUUUUAGUAGUUUGUGCUUGUUGGUUGGGAAAACAACCUGCUUUACAAUUAACCAGUAUUGCUACGUUGUUGGAUUUAGUAGCUUUAUUGAAAGCUCAUAACGACAUUGAAACCCACCCAAAAAGCGGAGAGGGAGUAACGGCUGUAAUUAUGGUACCAUUAUUGAAACAAUGGCAUAUAACUUACUUGUUGCAAUAUACUAAUAUAUUUCAGAUACUAGCGCAUUCCUUGUGGCACCAUCUUGGCGAAUUACCUGCUCAUAAAUACAGAAUGCGGUGCGUUGAAUUAUUACACGAAUUGCACCAUGCUUUACAUAAUUCCUGUAAUGCAGUAGAGGAUGUGAUAGGACUGGCACUCACGUCAGAAAAUAUAGAAAAAAGAAUAGAAGCAUUCAAUAGAUUCGCCACAUUAUGGCAUCUCGGGCGUGAAAUUGAAACAAACCCUAGAUUGCGAGGCUGUAUGAAAUCUUUCGAUCAGUCAUUGUUAAAAAUACUGGAUAAUCUGCAGCUCGCAGAUAAUUCUCCUCUGAAGCUUCACGCUCAGUCGUGGCUUCUGCACUCUUUAAUGCGAGGUGACAUUUCACGUAUAGUAGAUCCGUUAUUGAUAAUACUCCUGGAUCCAUCUACCUGUCGUAUGAGCGUGCUACAUGUCAGUAUACAACAUAGCAAUACUGUCCUGACGAAAAAUGAUUCUAUAGAAGAAAAGUCUGAGGUACAAGAUGACACAGAGGGUGCAGCAAAAAUUUACGCAAUCAGUUCAGUAGACGGAAAUGUAAUAUACCACGUUAGUGAUAACAUGGAUGAAGAUAAGAAAUGGCGAAAAGGUAAAAAGAAGAAAAAAGCUAUAAAUCCUGUAAAAGUGAAAAGAAUAUUCGCUGUAACAACGUUGGCCGCUGGUGAUAAUUGUAAUCAAUAUGUAACCGAAAAAAAUCAAUUUAUGAAAGAACUCGAAGUACCUCCCAGUAUAUCUGGCAAUAGAAAGAUCUCUGUUUUCGUGAAUCCUUUGUCGCUUAACUGCAACGAAAACUCCAAUGACUCAUUGACGGAGGAUGAUUUGUUACCCAGUGUGAAGAAGACAAACUUAACAACAGAGUUGUUAAAGAAUGCAACAAGAUUUAAGAAGAUGGAUUUUGACAAAGGUUCGACUGCUAGCUUAGACGAAAGCCUCUACGAAUCAGCAAAUUCCAGCUUAAAGGCGAAAGAAAAAAGUGGGUUUAAAAAACUAAAUGGAGAAGUUGGUUCGUCCUUGGAUUCCAUUACCAAUAGUUUCGACUCCAGUAGUCCUGAAAUCACUAAUAAGCAAACGAAACAGAAGAAAGAGGCUAUAAUAAUGCCAGGUAGUUCCAAAGAAGUAGCGGGGACUAUCAUUAAGGGCAAAUAUCAUAGCACAAAUGAAUUCGCGACGAAUUACGAUGUCCAUGAUGUUGGAAGUUUCGAAGCAAGUGUCGAAGUACCUAGUUGGACGAUGGAUGACGAAGAAGCAGACCUGGAUGUUAGUACAACUGCAGAAGAAUAUUUUAGUAACUCUAGUGGGAAUAGUAUAGUCGAAGAAAUUUUAAACGAAGUGCUUGAUAAAGUAAUGCAAAUUUGCGACGUUGUUGAACCAUCUAAAAAUACUGAUGAGACCCAAAACUCAAAAACGAAUCGCAAUUUUGGAAUUGGAGUGCACAAUCUUCAUUCACAUAUGUUACUUUACUGUGGAGUUUACGAUUCGAAUAGAACACUUUAUGCAUUGCGUACCCUUCGAAACGAAUUAUUGACCAAUACUAGAAUGUUUCUAUGUUGUGCUGCAACAACUAGCGUAACCAAUACAACAAAAAACACAACAUUGUUAAACUUAUUAGCUAGACACCGGAAAAGUGUAUUUGGAAGGAACUUUCAUGGAGAUAUAGCAAAUACAGAGUUCAUAGCAGCUUAUAGAAGUAGCAUGUAUUUGGAAGUUUUAAUUAGUGUGUGUCUUUAUUUUGCUAGAAGUUACUAUCCUAAUUUAGGACAGAUGAGACUUACGCAUGAAGAAAUUUCGGGAAAUCGACAGGUGCAACUUGCAAGCGCAGAACUGUUAACACUUAUAUUCUCCGAAUUAAUUCCUAUCGUUUGUGAUUCGGGGAAAGGCUUUAGUUGUUAUAUAAUCGAUCUGCUUACUAAGUGUAAAGUACAAAAAGUUGCAUUACAUUGUCUUGUAUCUAGUGUGAUGAAUAUGAAAAAUGCUCAUAAAGAAAGUGAAGAAAUAUUUACAUUUACGGAAGAAAUCAUUUUAUUCAAUGAUCCGGUCACAGACAGUGAUACUAGUAAAUGCAAAUAUCGUGCAAGCGAUCAUACAGAGGCUUUCCAAAUACAACUGUUAAGAUUAUUGUUAGCUUUAAUUAUGUUGGAACAUCAAUGUGGUAAUCAAAAAGGCGAAGAAAUAUGUCCACCAAUCAUACCAACACCAAGUACUCCAAUAAAGACCAUUCCUAACAUUACGGGAAAUAGUUUGAAGUAUUUGCCUGGUGCAUCAAUUCCACAACAGCCAAUGUUCCUUGCCAGCAUAUUAAGUGCUUUACAAUUGGAUCAUAUGAGACAUUUACACCAACAUUGGACAACUCUCGUUACGUCGAGUCUUCCGUUCAUGGGACCUUCGUUAACAUCUACAGUUACAUCAGUUAUUCACCAAUUAUGCUGCAACAUCGAACACUUAGCGUCGUAUUACAUUAACGAAGAAACUACAACGGCGACGAAAUUGCAAGAUAUAAGUACAGUCGAAUGCUGUCUUCCUGCGGAUUACACAGUCACACAUCUAGAGGCUUUAACAUUUUUACUCCACUAUUGUUUAUUGGAUACAUCACAACAAAUAGGUUUCUCGUUUAAUCAACCCUUGAGUGGCACAGUUCAGACUGGAAUACCUGGAGCAAAUCCAGGCCAAAUAUUUAAUAAUCUUAUCCACGUAUUUAUGCCAAGCCCACUCUCUUCAGAGCUUACAUCAUCAAAAGAUAAAAAUGGGGCCAAUGAACUACAACAGCACGCUCGAAGAACCGCUUUAAGUCACUUACCACGAAUAAUCGCAUCUCUUUCUACUCUCUGGCAAGCAGUGUUAGCAACCAAGGACAAUGAUCAGGCCAGUUGCGUAGUAGGUAGUCCAAGAAUAGUGAAACAUCAACUUCUAGAACUCUUGUCUCCUAUAUCUUUCCACCAUGGUGUGAACUUCUUGGCCGCUAUUGCUGUUGCUUGGCAUGAGAGACGGCAGCCUUCUAGUAAUUCUAAAAAGGUGCUUCCAGAAGCUUGUUCAAAUCAACAAGUUAUGGUUCACUUAGUAAGCGCGAUACGUGUGAUGCCUAUCGAUACUCUGGUUCAAACUGUUCAUCAGGUCGUAAAAAAUCAACCACCAGUUCAUGGUGUGAAGCAAGAUUUCUCGUUGGAAGUUUCCGUGUUGGAAUUGCUUUACGUUUAUAUGCAAAGUAACACGUCCCAAUCUCUUAUUGAAUCUUGGGCAUCUUUACUUGGUUUGCUCAAGGACGGCCUAUCUUUAACGGCACCUGCUCAAUUUCUGUUAUUGGCUAUCUUAAACGAAUAUGUACAGAAAUGUCCUCCUAUGCAAGAAAAAAAAGAUAUUAGAGAUUUACAAGAUGUAUCAGCAAAGUUGAUUGAGUCAUGUUCGCAAAUAGCCGGGGCAUGUCUUGAACAAACGACCUGGUUAAGAAGAAACUUAGCAGUAAGAGAAGAUGCGUUCGAAGUUGCCGAAGGAUCCUCGGAAGGUAAAGAAGGCAAAAGUGGUGCUGUAACACCUGGCACACCACCUAAUGCAGCAUAUAGUAUUCAAGCUCAAGCAGUAUUAGCAGAAAUAGUAGCACCUUUAUUGGAUGUUAGUUAUGGUUCUCAAGAAAAAGAACGCGUAGUAACGCUGUUAACCAAUCUCAUGUAUAAUGUUACACCAUAUCUUAAGAAUCAUUCGACAAAAAAUAUUGCCUCGUUUACGGCUUGUUCCCAAUUACUAAGUUCUUUGUCAGGUUAUCAAUAUACAAGAAAAGCGUGGCGCAAAGAUGUGCUGGAUCUUCUACUUGACUCCGCUUUCUUUCAAAUGACGCCAGCGUGUUUACCAUACUGGAGGACUAUCAUAGAUAAUUUAAUGACACAUGACAAUACAACUUUCCGAGAUUUAAUGAAUCGCGUUUCAAUGGCUCAAAGUAGCAGUAUCAGUAUAUUCUCUUCAAAAGAACAAGAAUAUGAGCAGAAGGCGCAACUUUUAAAGAGAUUAGCAUAUGUGAUACUUUGUAGCGAAAUGGAUCAAUAUCACAAAUACAUGCCUGAAAUUCAAGAACGAUUGGCGGACAGUUUACGACUACCACAGGUGAUUCCAUCUAUUCAAGCACAAGUAUUUUUAUGUUUUCGGGUAUUACUUCUUAGAAUGUCUCCACAACAUGCAACUUCGUUAUGGCCGGUAAUAGUUAGCGAACUUGUUCAAGUCUUCCUAUACAUUGAACAAGAACUGAACACAGAUAGUGAAGAAUUCAGUUCGCAUAUAAAACUACUCUCAGCUUUGGAUUCAUCUUGGGCUGUAAACGCUAGUAAUGGCCUUCAAGCACAUGGCCAUCCUCAUUGGUUGCAAUUGCAACUUGCUGCUGCUAAAUUAUUAGAUUUGGCACUACUCUUACCUGCACAUAGGCUUCCUCAAUUUCAAAUGUAUAGAUGGGCAUUUGUAGGAGAUUCGGCAGCAGGAUCCAUGGAAAACAAUAAUCUAGUUUCUGAUUUCAUACCACACAUUACGAGAAUAGCAAAAUUGAUGGACACUAAGUACAAACAGGAGGCAAGCACCGCGAAAGCUGUAUCCGGUGAACUUCUCCUAACAUCGAAUAAUAUACGUUCAUUGCAAGAUCUGCAUUAUUUUUUUACAACAUUGAGUCGCAGAUCGAGUGAUACACAGGCACCAUUGAAUAUUACACAACUGGAGACAGUGAUCGAACAAGAUUUUCUUGAAAAGAUGCCAGCUGCAAGGUAGUAGGAAUAUAAUGCAUUGUAACGAGACAACUUUUUAAAGGAGAAAGAUGGAAGGAGCAUCUUUAUUCUUUGAUAUUUUUUUAAUGCACUAGUGUGAACAUUUUGAUCUAAACAUGAUAAAUUGAGAGAACAUGAUUCUAUUUAAAGGAGCAAUUCUUCAACUCCAUAAAAUCAAUUCUAUACAGUUUUAUCACUACACGUUGUAUAUCAUGAACUAAAUAACGUAGAACAUGUAUUAUAUAGCGAUAUUCGAAAGAAUAUUUGAUUUCUAUUAGUUAAGCUUCUAACUUGUCUCCUCAUUCGGUUGUGAAUAAUUAUCAAAAGAUACGCCAGGCUGGUGCCUAGCUGAAUAUAUGUAUCAAUAUCUGUAGAAAAAUAUGUACAGUGUAACAUAACAUUUUAUUGAAGUGUUAUUUUUUCUACUGUUUCCAAAAAAGUUAUUCUUUGUUUGUCAUACAUAUUCUUCUAUCCUAAUAUUAAUGAAAUUUUUGAGGGUGAUCGAUACAAUGAAAUAUAUAUGUAUAUAAGCAAAAAGUUUCUUAUCUUCUUCAAAUUCGUCAAUUUAUGAAAAAUACGGAAUAGCAUAUCUUGAUGAAACUUCAUUGAGUUGAUUUAGUCCACAUAUUUAAGUUCAUUUACAGGUUCAUAUUACUGUCUUCGCAUUAAUAAACUUUGUUUCUAUCAUUUUUCAUAAUUGGAAAUUGAAAACAAACAACUAUAAGUGAAUUGCGAUGAUUUUUAAAGUGCAAAUAUUGGAAAUUAUUAAUUAUUAUUAUUAUAUUCAAAAAUUUAAUAUAUAUAAGCGAGAGAAUGGAAACAGGGAAUGCGUUUAUGCAUGUAUUAUGUGUGUGAAUAUUAUUGCCAUGUCUUUUUUUAAGACUUGGUAUUGGUACAUUGAUUAUUACUUAUUACCUGAGUUUAUAAUAAAAAUCAAAGUUUAUUAUCUAGUAAAAACUUAUUUUAUUAAUGGAAUUAUAAUCUUCACACAUAUGAUUCAUUGAUUCAUGUGUAAUCGAGAAGAAACCAACAAGAAAACUUGUAAAAUUAUUUUUUUAUAUAUAAACACAAAAAUUUCAAGAACAUGCCAGUUUUUAAACAAUUUCUAAAACACAAUUUAUUUAUAUAUAAUUGCCAUUUUGCUUUCAUUAUAUAUGUAUGUAUAUAAAUACAUAGAUAUACAUAUAAAUAUAUAUAUAUA